Messenger RNA from Salvelinus sp. IW2-2015, 548 nucleotides. Its product is annotated as zinc finger protein 436-like. The record is from RefSeq and is a predicted model, not a curated record. Lineage: Eukaryota; Metazoa; Chordata; Actinopteri; Salmoniformes; Salmonidae. Gene Ontology annotation, cellular component: transcription regulator complex; chromatin; PcG protein complex. Gene Ontology annotation, biological process: regulation of transcription by RNA polymerase II. Gene Ontology annotation, molecular function: RNA polymerase II cis-regulatory region sequence-specific DNA binding; DNA-binding transcription factor activity, RNA polymerase II-specific.
UCCUAUUUCAUAUUUACGGCGUUGUUGUUAUUAUUCAGCUGGCGGGCUGGUUAAGUUAGCAUUAGUCUAGCUAGUUAGCAUCUCCGACCAUGAGUUCACUAAACUACUCUCCUCCUGCUAUAGAAGAGGUGGUCUGCUGGAUGGAGAAAGAAGCUCUCAUCAAAGAGGAGGAGGAAGAGAAAGAUGUUACAAUACAAAAACAAGUUGAGGGUGAGGCUGUUACAGGGAAAGAAGAAGAGAAAGACGUUACAGUGAAAGAAGAGGUGUUCAGAGUGAAAGAGGAGGAGGAUGUUACAGUAAAAGAUGAGGAGGAUUCAGUUUUUGAAGUGAAAGAGGAGGAGGACGAGAUUACGGUCACAUCGGAAGAGGAAGAAGAGGAGGAAACUGGAUAUCUGGGCCCGAUUUCCCAAACGCAAUUUAAGGCAUCCAGUGGUUCUAACGAUGAACUUAGCCAUAAGAUGGUUUUGAGAAACCGGGCCGUGAUUACCACUGGGGCAGUCAAGAAAUGGAACGGCAAGGCCACUGAACAUGACAAAGCAGAGCUGUGA